Paramuricea clavata is the source of this 3011-nucleotide messenger RNA. Lineage: Eukaryota; Metazoa; Cnidaria; Anthozoa; Malacalcyonacea; Plexauridae. The record is from the annotation of a GenBank genome assembly.
AGACUCCCAAGGAAUGCACUCGAUCAACUAUGGCGGAUUCUUUAUCAUAGCUAUUUACAAGUGAUUUAUAUUGGGUUGUUUUGUCCUAAAUUUUGUGGAUUUCUUUCUCAAAAUGAGAGACAGACUACGGGCAUUACAGGUACGUUUAAUCCCGGUUGUUAUGACAUCCGAUCCUUUUUGUAUCAUGAAAUAUUCACCAUUUAAUGCCUUAUGUGAGUAGAGCACUUUUGAUGUAACUGGGUUAGGCCACUUUACAUAUUUUUCUUAUUUCUCUUUCCUUAGGCUGCCGCCAUAAAAACGGAUGAUUUCUCCAGCGAAUAUGAUGACCAUACUGUUGAUAUCACGGGCGAGUUUAUGCCAGACUUUUUCGACGAGGUAGUUUUUGUAAACAAGUCCCGAUCUUUUAGUGUAAAUACUAAUGUAAAUACACAAGAUGUAUGAGACUAAUUUGUGGUGAGAAAUGCUGUCAUUUACAAAAGUUAAAUAGGAUUUCUUUAUACCGACUGUGUAGGUCGAUGAAAUUCGCAAUAGCAUCGAGGCGAUCAAUCGUAAUAUCGAUGAUGUCAGGAAAAAACACAGUGCUAUUUUAUCAUCACCAGUGCCAAAUGAACGUAAGUAAAUAUAAUGUUUGUUUUGAUGGGAUAUAGCUGUUUUAACUCUACGGAAAUUGUCAAAGUUCUGUAGGAUAAUUAGUUAAUGUGCACAUUGAACAAUAUAGAUGUGUAUUCAUGUAUGCAUUUAAUAUUUUGUAAUAAUAAUUUGUGCAAAAGUUGUCAGUGACCCUUUACUUUGGCUACUAUUUUAACCCAUUAGAUGGCAACACUCCCCUUGAAGAGUAAAAUCUUCUUGUGUUAGACAGAGUAAAAUGAUAAAGUAGGGUGCAUCAGGGCACACAUUGCCACUUAAAGGGUUAACAAGAUGCAUUGGCAGAUAGUCUGAUUAACCCAUGGAGUAGCAGCACUCUCCCCUUGAAGAGUAAAAUCAUCUGGCAUUAGACAAAGUAAAAUAAUGAAACAAGGCACAUCAGGGUCACAGAGUAGAGACAUACAGAGACGUAACUGACCAUCAUAAACACUGCGGAAUCUUAUGUUAUCAUGUACCCACUUUAUUUCAGGCGACCGGGCGAAAAAUGAUCAACUGCGCGUGCUCAACAAGUUUAAAGUCAAUCGUCAUCAGGUCGUUAUCCAAUCAGAUGCAUGCAUCUAGUAACUUGCCGAGCAUGCGCACAAAAAAAGUGGGUACACUAGUUACAUCUCUGUAUGUCUCUACUCUGUGUGAGGGUGCAUUGACACUUAAAGGGUUAACAGGAUUAGUGACGAUCGAUUACAGACUGAUUAUGAAUGAUUAGACAGUAAAAUAAUGAAAAUACUCAGAGGUGCAGCCAGGGGGGGGGAUUGGGGGCACUUCUCUUCACAACCAAUUAUUUAAUUAUUUCUUUUAAAAAUGAGGAGAAGGGGGGGGGGGGGCAUGAGCUCUUAAUGUUUUCAUCAUCUUGAAAACUGAAAUAGUGUUUUGCUGACCCUGUUGCAAUCAGCUAAAAAACAGAAAAUACUUUGAUGUGCAAGUGAAGUCUUUGUUUGAAAUGUUGAAAGGUUUUCAGUAUUUGUGAGGUAGAUCAACCUAGCCCAACGUACACUGGAUUCAUGCUCAAGACCGAUACAUUAAUGUUAUUUUAGAGAUUAACUCUGAGCUUGAGAUGUUGAUGAAUUCAAUUAAAAAAGAUGCAAACAGCGUGAGAAGCAAACUGAAAGGUAUAUAUGUUCAGUUUUACAGUAAAAUUCAUAGCAAUUCUGUUUGUAUUUUUGUUCAUCAUGAUCAUCUUUUAGUGUACAUUAUAACAGUCAUUGCGAUUGUUUUUAUUAUUUAGUUAUGGAACAAAGGAUCCAGGAAGAUCAGUCUGUUGUACAAGCCGCAGACACGAGAAUACGAAAAGCACAGGUUGGCACUUCUCACCAUUACAACUUUAACCCAUUGAGCCGCAAUGCGCCCUACUUAUUUUCUUUUACUUGUCUAACGCCAGACAAUUUUACUCAUCAAUGGGGAAGCCCCGCAGCUUAAUGGGUUAAAGCUCAAGACUCCUCUUGACAGCUGUUCAAAAUUUAAGACAGCUCAGCAGACUAGCUAAGACCAUGAUCAGGAGUUAACUUUCAUUAUCAUGCACACACUCCUAAGAAUGUUUAUUACUAGUUUGUAAUGCACUAUCAGUAUUUAAUUAAGUACUGUUGAUAUUUUAGCACGCUUCAUUGUCGCGAGAUUUUGUGGACGUUAUGAGCGAAUAUAACACUAUCCAAGUUGGCUAUCGAGAAAAAUGUAAAGAAAGAAUUCAGAGACAGCUUGAAAUAAGUAAGUCAUACUAGUAACUGAAAUGUAGUAUGCGGACAAUGUUAAUUUCUUGUGUCAGUUCUGCUAUUCCUACGAUAUGCAGCAAAGGCCAUCCUAUUUUAGUGCAACAGUUCACAACCAAACUGGUGUUUGGACAGCCACAUCUGUAGUAGAAAUCAUUGUGGAGAAUGUGUCAUAAUUUUACUCAUUUUUCUAGCGGGAAAAUCAAGUACAAGUGACGAAGUCGAAGAUAUGCUCGAAAAGAAGAAUGUUGCUAUAUUUACAUCUGGUGUAAGUAUAGAAACAUUUUCUUUUGUCUUUAUUUCCAAUAAAGUUGCCAACUUGUUCCUCAUAUUUACCACAAAAGAAAAUUUUCAUAUGUUGUGUUUUUCAUUUCUAGAUAAUCACAGAAACUCAGCAGGCACGGCAAGCUCUGGGUGACAUUGAAGCGAGACACAAAGACAUCUUAAACCUUGAAAACAGUAUCAGGGUGAGAAUAAAAACAUAUUUUGCACUGAGUAUAUUGCAAACCCUUCCUGACAAUGUCUUUUGCUGUUUUAGCAACUACAUGAAAUGUUUUUGGAUAUGGCUAUGUUGGUUGAGAAUCAGGUACUUAAUAUUGAGUUAAUUUUGCAGGGAUGGAUUUACUGGGGGUGUGCGGGGGGGGUGCACCCCCCAUAGCCCUGGCC